AUGAGCCCUGGGGGUGCGGGUUGCUCCGCUGGGCUGCUGCUGACCGUGGGCUGGCUGCUCCUGGCGGGCCUUCGGUCCUCCGGCGCCACGAAUGUCACCGCCCUGCAGGAGUCAGGCUUCACCCGCGACGGGGACGGGGACAGCGACGGCGAGGGCGACGGCGACGGCGACAGCGAGGGCGAGAACGAGGACGACAGCUACAACGAAGUGUCAGAGAAGGAGGCCCCGACCGAGGCCGGGGAUGAUGUUUUGAACAAGACAGUAGUCAAAGAAGUAGAGUUUGGAAUGUGUACAGCCACAUGUGGUAUAGGUUUUAGAGAAGUUUUAUUAACAAAUGGGUGUCCUGGAGGUGAAUCGAAGUGUAUUGUUCGGGUAGAAGAAUGCCGUGGACCAGUAGAUUGUGGCUGGGGUCGACCAAUUUCAGAAAGUCUUGAAACUGUUAAAAUGGCUUGCAUUCGUACAUUUCCUGUAAAUCGGUUCAAAUAUGUGUGGAAAAUUCUAAGGUCAAACCAACAACCUGUUGUACUUUCAAAUGAUUCAGCAAUCUUGGAAGUACGAAGAGAUGUUCAUCCCCGGGCUUUUGAGUGUGACACUCUGGAGAGCAAUGAAGUGGUAGCAUCUGUCAGAUUCACAGUUUAUACAUUGAAUGAAAUGCAGAUGAGAUCAACCCGACCAGACACUGAUAUAGUCCUAGUCUUUGUGCUGACUACUGGAGUCAUUAUCUGUAUAUUCAUAAUCUUCAUACUGAUCUUCAUAAUUAUAAAUUGGGUGGCAGUGAAGGCUUUCUGGGGGGCGAAAGCCUCUACAACGGAGAUACAUUCUGAGAUGGGUUCUAUGAAAUACAAAGAUUUAAGUGCUCUUGACAGUGUACCAGCAGGAGUACCCAGACAGGAAGAUGAUAUGUUAAGUGAAUGGAAUGAAGAAGGUGGUAUGGAUGAUGUAAAAUGAAGCAAAGUAUAUUAGAGCUAUCAGAUUCAUUAUUAUAAAAAUAAAAUAUUUACCAAAAUGCUUUAAUAAUGUUGCAGUAAAUUUACCGCAGUCUGGAGGUGUGCAUUGUGAAGGGAGAUUUCUUUUAAUCAGUGCAUUUUUGUGGCAGUUAUCAAAAAUUACUUUUAAUUUGUUCUUGACCCCAUUUGCACAGUAGCUUGGAGGUAUUUUUCUAAAGGUAUACACAAACGAUUUUAAUCACUUCUAAGAUCAUUUGCCUUUUUCAUUUUAAAUAAGGAAAAUGUAAAACGUGUCUUGGUAUUAGAUUUUCUCUCUCCCAGGACCACUAGAUCAAACUUGUUAAGCAGUUCACAUUUUAAACCCUCUGCAGGUAUGUAACAUACAAUGCAUCAUUUGUAAGACAUGAAAUAGUAACAGUAACCAAGGCUUAGUGACCACUAUGUCCUAAGCACUGCCAAAAUCAUUUUAUGUGUAUUAGGUUGUGUAAUUUUGUUUGUAUAAAGGAAAUACAUAAGAUAGAACUGAAGAUGAACUUAGUGCUGGCCAGGGAAAUGACAUGAAUUUAACAGCUUGUGGUUCUCACAGAAACAGUGGAUUAAAGACUCUUGAAUGGCCUUUGAUAAGAUCUUUAUUAUGCUUAGUAUGCAGGUGAUGACAUCUGAGAACUUGUGUUUAUUUCUGAGAAUUAUCAUUGUCUUUUUUUGUGCUGUUAUGUGAUACACUUAUGGACUAUCAAACAAGAUGCCAAGACAAAUAAUUUGAGUCAGUAGACGUCCUUAGAAUUAAUUUUCAGAGGUUACAAUAGUAACAUAAAAUAAUUUUUUAUGUAUAUAUGAAUCCUUUAUUGCUCUUAUCGUGUGAUUUAUCUCAUGAUACUAUUAAUUCUGUACAACUGCAUAGAAGAUACUGUAACUGGGCAUUUAUGAUAUAACGCAACUCUCCCAGGAGUCUAGAAAUGGGUGAUAUUAUGAAAUUAGUCAUGUUUUCCAUUAUAGAACAUUUGUAUUUGAGAGAAACAGUGAUGUACUGGCUGGAAAAUCAUUUUCUUAUCUGUUGUGGGAAAUCCACUGGAGAUUAUAAGUGAAAAGAAAUUGUUUUCAUAAAAUCUUCCAAACUAUAUCCUCCAAUAAAUUUUUUUUAUAAAA
Cavia porcellus (domestic guinea pig) is the source of this 2093-nucleotide messenger RNA. RefSeq names its product sperm acrosome associated 1 (gene Spaca1). The transcript has 7 exons. Gene Ontology annotation, biological process: acrosome assembly. The coding region runs from base 1 to 948 and encodes 315 amino acids. The record is from RefSeq and is a predicted model, not a curated record. NCBI's taxonomy places the organism in Eukaryota, Metazoa, Chordata, Mammalia, Rodentia, Caviidae. Gene Ontology annotation, cellular component: acrosomal membrane.